Eucalyptus grandis is the source of this 630-nucleotide messenger RNA. RefSeq lists its product as uncharacterized. The transcript has a single exon. Gene Ontology annotation, molecular function: catalytic activity. Bases 1 to 630 code for a protein of 209 amino acids. Lineage: Eukaryota; Viridiplantae; Streptophyta; Magnoliopsida; Myrtales; Myrtaceae. The record is from RefSeq and is a predicted model, not a curated record.
AUGUCCGACUGCUCCUCUCAGGCCAUUCAUGGCCACUUGAGAUCUAUCACUGAUGGCACUUCCUUCUACUUAUCGGUGGUUUAUGUGGAGCACUCUUUUGUUUUGAGAAGACCGUUGUGGGCUAAGUUGAAUCACUACAGCCUUUUGUACACGAAUGAGCCCUGGAUCGUUGCGGGAGACUUCAAUGCUAUUCGAUAUGCCUCUGAUAGGGCGGAUAGAUCAAACUACUGGAUUCCAGCCUUUGAAGAUUUUGGCAAUUGUCUCAUUCAAGCUGGCUUGGAUGAUCUUAGGUUUGUUGGUAAUCGCUUUACUUGGGCAGCCUCCUCUGGACCUAAUCGCAAGCAAAGGAAGAUCGACAGGGUUGUUGUAAAUUCGGCUUGGAACUCUACAUUCUCUUAUUCUGAGGCCUCCUUCUUGGCGCCGGGUGUAUCGGACCAUUCCCCAAUGGUCGUUAGGAUCCUCCCUACUCCAAACAAUCGUAAGCCUUUUAAGUUUUUCAACUUUUGGAUGGCCCAUCCGAACUUCUUUGAGCUGGUAGCACGGGUAUGGGAUUCUUCCUACGUUGGCUCGCCCAUGUAUUUGCUUUGCUGCAAACCUGCGUGCUCUAAAGUACGAGACUUAAAGGCCUAA